Molecule: messenger RNA, 4551 nt
Organism: Callorhinchus milii (elephant shark)
Lineage: Eukaryota; Metazoa; Chordata; Chondrichthyes; Chimaeriformes; Callorhinchidae
Gene: tub
Product: TUB bipartite transcription factor
Exons: 12
Coding region: 186-1688 (500 amino acids)
Biological process (GO): protein localization to cilium
Cellular component (GO): cilium
Source: RefSeq, a predicted model, not a curated record
AUGAGUGUGGAAUUGCUUCUGUAGGUGUGGUUUAAUGAAUCCUGCCUGUGUCUGAGCACCUGAGGUUAGCUCGUAAGUUGAAGGUUUGGGGCACUGCUGGAUAAUGCGUGGAUUGUGGCAGAUCCCCUUCCCGAGGCUGAUCUCGGGAUCACUGUGCCAUGCUACAGGCCUUUGUGCUGUGAAACAUGAGUUCUAAGCAUCUCUCUGACUGGAUCUCUUACAGUGUUCUGGAUGAUGAGAGCAGCAACCUGCGGCAGCAAAAGCUUGACAGACAGCGAGCGCUGCUGGAGCAGAAGCAAAAGAAGAGACGGCAGGAGCCCCUGAUGGUCCAGUCAAAUGUGGACGGUCGCUCACGGACUCGGAGGACGAAGCAGUCGGAGGAGCAGGCGCCUCUGGUCGAAUCGUAUCUCAACAGCAACAGCAGCACCAUUUACCACGCAGUGCAAGAAGCCGAACAGGAGGAUGUAAAGGUUGUAACAGACGUGCAAGUCCCAAAGCCUCCUAAAAAAUCAAAGUCUGCAGCUGCAGGCUCACAGGCCGCCAGCACCAAGAAGGAGAAAAAGGGGAAACACAAAGGUAUCGAUGGACCUGCAGCCUUUCAGGAUGACCUGCAGGAGGUGAGGAGCCAGGUUCAGAUCCUCACCGUUGGGCAGUCCAGCAACGAUGAUGAUGACACAGACCCUGUGGCCAGCGCACAGCAAACAGCCAAGCAGGACCUCAGAGUCGCAAUGCAGAAAAAGGGCAUUUCCAGCAGCAUGAACUUUGAUGAGGAAGAGGAUGAGGAAGAUGAAGAUAGCUCCAGUUCCUCUCAGCUGAACAGCAACACCAGGCCUGGCUCCGCUUCUAGUAAAAAAUCCAAUAAGGAAGCAGCCUCCGUCUCAACCCCUCCGUGCAACGAUGCUUUGAUAGAUGUCGACGACCUUGAGGAGUUUUCUUUGAGACCAUCUCCGCAAGGAGUCACUGUCAAAUGCCGCAUCACAAGGGACAAGAAAGGGAUGGAUCGGGGAAUGUAUCCCACCUACUACCUCCACCUGGAAAGAGAUGAUGGGAAAAAGGUAUUCCUGUUGGCAGGAAGGAAACGCAAGAAGAGCAAGACGUCAAAUUACCUCAUCUCUGUCGACCCCACUGACCUGUCAAGGGGGGGAGAGAGCUUUGUUGGCAAACUGAGAUCAAAUUUAAUGGGCACCAAGUUCACAGUGUACGAUAAUGGAGUGAAUCCCGAAAAGGGAAGUUCAAGCUUAGAGGCAAGCAACUUGCGUCAGGAGCUCGCGGCCAUAUGUUAUGAAACAAACGUUCUGGGUUUUAAGGGACCGCGGAAGAUGAGUGUAAUUAUCCCCGGCAUGAACAUGGACCACGAAAGAGUCUCCAUCAAGCCACGAAACGAGCAUGAAACUUUACUGGCAAGAUGGCAGAACAAAAGCACAGAGAGUGUCAUUGAGCUGCACAACAAAACUCCGGUGUGGAACGACGACACGCAAUCCUACGUCCUAAAUUUUCACGGUCGAGUUACACAGGCCUCUGUGAAGAAUUUCCAGAUUAUUCACGACAAUGACCCGGAUUAUAUAGUGAUGCAGUUUGGCCGGGUGGCUGAAGAUGUCUUUACCAUGGACUAUAACUACCCAAUGUGUGCACUGCAAGCGUUCGCUAUUGCUCUCUCCAGUUUUGAUGGUAAACUAGCCUGUGAAUAGACAGGGCAUUGCCAGUCAUUCUGAGGAAGCAACACGUGCAUCAAGGACAAACCUGUCAUUUCUGCUUUGACCUAUUGAUCACACAGGCCAUAACUCAUCACCCAGGCGAUUUCUGUUUCUUUUCUCUUGUUGGAUUAUUUAUCUAUGAAUACGAGAACACAAGGAGGACACGUUGAAAAAUACUUGUAAUUCUAUGACUUUUUUUUUUAAAAAAAAGCAUGGCCUGAAAAGUGUUUUUUUUAAAUUGUUUUCCCAACUGACUUUACCAGGAGUUUGGAAACAAAAUUAUCUUUUGAGAAAAAAAAAUGAAGAAAAACUUUUUUUAAAAAAGGUUUUGUGUGAAAAUGGCAGCUACAGAAUCUGCGGGAAUUUGGCCCAGUGAUGACAGCACAGAGAGAUCUCUGCAUGCCAGUUCACUCUUUAUUUACUACCCUUUGUAUCAUUGGCAAUGUACAGUAUAAGCAGAUCAGAAAAUACUUUUCCUACAUGUGCACUGUAUUCUCUCUGUCAUUUUUCGUACAAUAUGCAGCAUUAUGAUACUUCAGUGACUGAUGUUUCUGAUACUGAUUUAAUCAGGCUCUUAAAGGGAACGAGGAAAUUCAAUACUUAAAAAGUUGAUGUGUGUGUAUGUGAGUGCGUGUGUGUGUGUGUGUGGAGUGAGCGGGAAGCUGACAAUUAAGAGCCAUUUUUAAAGUCAAAGGGUUAGAUAUAAACACUUUGAUUUGCUUUUUUUUCUAAGUCUAUUUCUAUUGUCCCUGAAGGAAACCGGAUGGGGAUAAGGGAGGCGGGGUCGGGGGUGAAUUCUAAUUGUUCCAACAGAUUCAUUGCUUUGGGGUAAAUGCCAUUUCCAUCCACUAUCCUUACCAAAUUUGUUCCCAGUGCUUAUGAGUAACUGUUGGAAUUUUGAUGUCCUAUAUAACAUAGCAUUAUAAAUGCAAAUCGAAAUGAUAAAAUUGAUCGGUUAUCUCUACGUACGUCACAGCACAUUUACUGAAGUUCAUCUUCGCCAUUCUUCGCAACUCUAUUUGUAUAUUUUUUUAAAGAGUGCUUACGGCAAAAAUAAGUUUUUAAAAAGCCAGUGUUUCAGUUCAGUCUCAACCUAUGAAUCUUGAAGCCAUUGAAGAUUUCCAUUCCUGCACAAUAUGGAGCGGUUCUCUAUGCACUCAACUCCAAUGGUGUAGGGGAAGUACAUUGCCAACUCUAUGAGUGGCAGGACAUGUUGGCAUGGACUCAGAGUAGUCUAUUUGUUGAACAGGGAUCCAAGCUUUCCUAAAUCCCGAAAUGUUUGGGAAUUAUCUGAUGUUAAGUACAAUCCUGUUUCGCGACGUUCAGCACUAGAGUUUGUGAACUAUGUGCAUUGUUAGAAUUUACUGAAUGUUUGCACUUUUAUAGAGGGGUUAACUGCACACAAGUCUUUGCUGGCUGCUUUCACUUGAACUUAUUAUCUCCACAGCGGAUUCCCAAACUCUGGAAUUCUCCAGGGAGUUGUCAGUGAAAAGCCCAGGACCAGGUUUACUGGUCGGGAAUAAAGCUCUCACGCACAUAUUGUAAGGGUCGAUGUACAUUGAAUGAUGCAUUUAGUGAACUACUAGAAACAUUCAGGAAUUUACUGUGAUUGAAUUCAUGGAACUGAAUGAACUUAGUGGCAGCAACACUAACUGUAGCACUUAAACUUGUCUUAGAAAAUAGUUGUUUUUUUCAAAAAUAGACAUGAAAUCUAUUCUUAUGAAAGCAGCUUGCUUGCAUUAAAGUUAAUUUCACAUCAGUUCAGACAUUCUGAUGGAUACAGUCAGCCAGGUGAUUGGCUCUGGGAUAGGGAGUAGGGAUUAACUACUCUAAUACAUUUGAAAUAGUCACUGCAAAUGGGCGUAGUCUCAAUCUCAGAAGAGAGAGAUGAUUAGUUGGUUUAGAUUUAACUGCUUUACAUACACAGAAGGUGGUGAAUCUGUGGAACAGAAUACUCAGGGAGGUGGAUAGUGUUGACAAUUUUAAGAGCGUUUAAAAUAGGUAUAUGUUGGUGGCUUAUGAAGGGGAUUAUGAAGGUCGGAAGCAAUGUUUUCAGUAUUAGGAAAAGGGACCAGCCAAGAUGGACUGUAAUUUUUUCUGUGUUCUUGUAGAUUUCUAUAUUCCUAAGUAUUCAGAGCAUGUAAGCUAGGAGCUCGAAGCUGAGGGAAAUAGCCCACAAAAUAUGUUGAAUCUGUUUAAGACAAAACCACGCUCUCCGUUCAGUACAUCAUCUGGUACUCCAGUGUAACAUUUAAACUGCUCUCAACAGCCAUUUAUGGCCUCUCAGAGUGAUUGUGAGUUCAUUGUUGUUGUGUAUUCAAGUUUGGCUGGUUUUGUGCUGGGAAUACGUGGCCUUUAGAUUAUGACUGCUCAUUUUCCCUGGGAGCCUUAUAACCAGCAGAGGAAACGUUAUCCCCUCAGCCUGGAUUGCAAACAGGGGACCCAGAAUUGACAGCAAAGUGGUUCUACCCCACCAAGCCCCCUCUGCUUACAGUAAUUUCAUCUUUCAGAAUCCUUCCUCCAUAAAUAGCUCAUUGCAGCUUCUUUGACUCACUGGGUUACCUGUAACUCUCUUGUUGUAUAGAAAUAGUGGAAGAGAAAAAUCCCGGAAUGAGACAUUAUGGUUCCCAAACUCGACCGGUAAUCUGUCACGUUCAUUCAUUCUUUUGCUUGUAACUGUCCCACCUUCGCCGACUGCACAAAAUCAAAAACCAAGGCAACAAUAUAUGGGUUUCGAUUGUGACUAGGACUGAUGGGUCUCAUUUGCACAGUGAAAAAAGAUAUAUUUGGGGCGGGGGGAAAUUUUAAUGAAUAAUAAUUAUUUAUGGCCUUUUUAAAGAGUUGGAAUAUAGAAAUC